Molecule: messenger RNA, 729 nt
Organism: Myzus persicae (green peach aphid)
Lineage: Eukaryota; Metazoa; Arthropoda; Insecta; Hemiptera; Aphididae
Exons: 6
Coding region: 236-646 (136 amino acids)
Source: RefSeq, a predicted model, not a curated record
AUAUAACAAUAAAGUUUUAAUUUUUAAAGUCCAAUUUUUGUUCGAUUUCUAUGUACACCAAAAUAAUAUUGUUAUAUAUAUAUAUUAUACUAUAACGUAAGAUUAAAUGUCUUUUAUCAGUGUGUAUUGAAAUCACCAGACACCUCUAUUAUAAAGUGUUCGGUGUUAUACUCAGUGAUACUAUGGUAUAUUAUAUCAUAUUAUUGUAGUUCCGCUGUUUUCAUUAUCAACCAUAAUGACCGCUGAACGAGCAAAGUCAAAAAUUGGUCGUUGGGUCGAUGAAACUAUGAAAGGAAAAUUCGAUAACUUUGUUGGUUCACGAAAGAAAUCAAGCUCCAACACGGCUACAAAAAUAAACAAUGAUAUACCAAUACUGCCGGAUGCAGAAGAAAAUAUUGACGCGGAUUUGUUAUAUACCGUAAAACCCGCAGAGUUGCAUUCGAGAACGACAGAAUCCACUUAUGAAGAGGAAACGAUGAGACCUCCGAUUAAUUUGGUCGAUAUUGAUCUUGGACUAUUAUUCAGCAACAUGACGCAGAAACAUCACUUGGAAGACGUGGACGCGGAUGAACGAGACGUCGGGAGAAUGAUACAGCGGCACCUUAAGUUGUUGAACAUUGGAACUGUAGUCGAAGAUGAACAUUGACAUUUGACAUAGCAUUAUCCUGCACCCUUAUGGCCUUAUAUAAUAUAUUACAUAUAAAUAUAAAUUUAAAAGUUAUAACUUUA